Messenger RNA from Ahaetulla prasina, 5185 nucleotides. RefSeq names its product mucin-2-like. The annotation marks the transcript as partial. The transcript has 10 exons. The record is from RefSeq and is a predicted model, not a curated record. NCBI's taxonomy places the organism in Eukaryota, Metazoa, Chordata, Lepidosauria, Squamata, Colubridae.
GGAACCACUCCAGUGCCAAAAACCACAACUGAAACCUCUCCUGUUACUCUGCCAACCUCUACCUCCACAAAAUCGACACCAAGUAGUACACCCAUCCCGACAACUAUAACCUCCACACAAACCUCCACCACUCCCAUCACAUUGACCACCUCUACAACCAGCACACCUCUCCCAUCAACCUCAACGGUGACUCCUACAAUAAUUCCCGCUUCCACCAUACCCACGCCCACACCUACAACUACCCCUCCCACCACUUCAAUACCCAGCAGCACUAUUAGUUUCACCUCCCCUACAACCUCCCUAACCACUAGUACACAGCCUCCUUCGACCACAAAGACGACACCAAUAAAGAGCACCAGUGCUUCAACACAUGAAAUUCCAUCAAGCCACAGGACCCCAUCAGUUUCAUCCGUGUCGCCCUCUUCUACUUCGAGGACCACAAGAUCAACUCAGACUGCAACCACUCCAGUGCCAAAAACCACAACUGAAACCUCUCCUGUUACUCUGCCAACCUCUACCUCCACAAAAUCGACACCAAGUAGUAAGCCCAUCCCGACAACUAUAACCUCCACACAAACCUCCACCACUCCCAUCACGCUGACCACCUCUACAACCAGCACACCUCUCCCAUCAACCUCAACGGUGACUCCCACAAUAAUUCCCGCUUCCACCAGUACCCACGCCUCCACACCUACAACUACCCCUCCCACCACUUCAAUACCCAGCAGCACUAUUAGUUUCACCUCCCCUACAACCUCCCUAACCACUAGUACACAGCCUCCUUCGACCACAAAGACGACACCAAUAAAGAGCACCAGUGCUUCAACACAUGAAAUUCCAUCAAGCCACAGGACCCCAUCAGUUUCAUCCGUGUCGCCCUCUUCUACUUCGAGGACCACAAGAUCAACUCAGACUGCAACCACUCCAGUGCCAAAAACCACAACUGAAACCUCUCCUGUUACUCUGCCAACCUCUACCUCCACAAAAUCGACACCAAGUAGUACGCCCAUCCCGACAACUAUAACCUCCACACAAACCUCCACCACUCCCAUCACGCUGACCACCUCUACAACCAGCACACCUCUCCCAUCAACCUCAACGGUGACUCCCACAAUAAUUCCCGCUUCCACCAGUACCCACGCCUCCACAACUACAACUACCCCUCCCACCACUUCAAUACCCAGCAGUACUAUUAGUUUCACCUCCCCUACAACCUCCCUAACCACUAGUACACAGCCUCCUUCGACCACAAAGACGACACCAAUAAAGAGCACCAGUGCUUCAACACAUGAAAUUCCAUCAAGCCACAGGACCCCAUCAGUUUCAUCCGUGUCGCCCUCUUCUACUUCGAGGACCACAAGAUCAACUCAGACUGCAACCACUCCAGUGCCAAAAACCACAACUGAAACCUCUCCUGUUACUCUGCCAACCUCUACCUCCACAAAAUCGACACCAAGUAGUACGCCCAUCCCGACAACUAUAACCUCCACACAAACCUCCACCACUCCCAUCACGCUGACCACCUCUACAACCAGCACACCUCUCCCAUCAACCUCAACGGUGACUCCCACAAUAAUUCCCGCUUCCACCAGUACCCACGCCUCCACACGUACAACUACCCCUGCCACCACUUCAAUACCCAGCAGUACUAUUAGUUUCACCUCCCCUACAACCUCCCUAACUACUAGUACACAGCCUCCUUUGACCACAAAGACGACACCAAUAAAGAGCACCAGUGCUUCAACACAUGAAAUUCCAUCAAGCCACAGGACCCCAUCAGUUUCAUCCGUGUCGCCCUCUUCUACUUCGAGGACCACAAGAUCAACUCAGACUGCAACCACUCCAGUGCCAAAAACCACAACUGAAACCUCUCCUGUUACUCUGCCAACCUCUACCUCCACAAAAUCGACACCAAGUAGUACGCCCAUCCCGACAACUAUAACCUCCACACAAACCUCCACCACCCCCAUCACGCUGACCACCUCUACAACCAGCACACCUCUCCCAUCAACCUCAACGGUGACUCCCACAAUAAUUCCCGCUUCCACCAGUACCCACGCCUCCACACCUACAACUACCCCGCCUACCACUUCAAUACCCAGCAGCCUCACUACAACCUCGCCAACUACUAGUACACAGCCUCCUUCGACCUCAAUGACGAUACCAAUAAGGAGCACUAGUGAGUCAACUUCAAUUAGCAUAUCCUCACUUACCACUACAAGACCAGUUAAUAUCUCCAGUUCAUCUUCUCCUAGCACUACUUGGAAAACAAGUCUAAGCACAUCUUUUGUUCCCAGUGUGCCAACAAGUGCAACUUCUACUUUCUCCAGCACUCCAGUAACCAUACCUACCAAGACCACUUGGACUACUGAGCCACCUACUGUCACUCUUACUUCUAUUACUUUUUCUUCCACAAGUGCUCCUUACACUAGCACUUCUGCUCCAAAUAUUACAACCAGUGGUCCAACCCCAACAAGCCCAGAGACAUGUAGUAUUAUUGAAUAUGAAGAACAAGUGUUUUAUAGGGGUUGUGUUUCAAAUGUUACUUUAACCCGCUGUGAAGGAGUAUGUCCAUCAUCAUCAAGGCAGAAGAAUGCAAGGAUAGAAAAACUAUGCAAGUGCUGCGCGCCACAAACUUCCUAUAAGAAGGAAAUAGAGAUGCCGUGCCCCAAUCCAGAUAACCCAAGUGAACGACUUUUUACACAUAUCCUUAUAUUUGGUGAAUGUGUAUGCCAAGUAGAGGCAUGUAUACACUAGCCAAAUUCACCAGUAUCAACCCUGAAGCAAUAUUGCUAUUUACUUUAUACCUAAAGUCUGGAGUUAAGAGUCCCUUUGUUUACAUUAAUUUGUCCAAACACUGAGAAGGCAGCUACUCUUUUAAGAGGAGUGCUGAUAACAAAUUAUGUUAAUUUAUUCAUUAUUUGGGAGAUAGGAAAAUGAAAUGAAUUUUUGCCUUAUUUAUAAGGCUUUCAUCAAAUUAAUGUCUACCUGUGUAAAAUAAUUGACUAUUUUAAUAAAGAUAUUAGCCGGCUUUUUAGUUUCUAAUGGUGAAUAACUGUGAUAUAUUAUACCUUCCUAAUCUUAUAAUCUAAUGGAAAAUUCAUUCUUCAAAUGCCCAUUUUUGUGUUGUCAAAAUGGAGCCUUUCGUGAUGCAGAGCUUCAUAUCAACAGAGAAGAUUUACAGAAGUAAUUGAACCUUUGCAAUUGAACAAACACCUUCCUCCCUGCAAGAAAACACAUAUUAAAAUAAUCAAGGAUAUCCAGCUAUUAUAAUUAAGUUUAGUACCAUUUGUGGGAAUCAAAUAUUUGGAGAAGAGGAACAAAAAUAAAUUGAAAUGGAAUAGAAUGGAGUAUUUUUGAAAAGUCUAUAUAGCAGGAAUUUCUGAAUGAAACUCUCAGAAACAGUUUGAUUAUGUAAGGUCAUGUACUGUAUGUGUACAAAAGCAUUUCAUGGGAAUAUACUGUGGAAAGCCAAUUGGAUAAGAACAUAUUAAAGCAACAUCAUUAAUGAAAUGGAAGAUGAGUUGAGCACAUAAGCCAUGUUGUUUCUAUAAAACCAAUAAUACAGCCAAAUUAUAUUAAAAUUAGUUGAAAAUAAUCAAUUUCUUAGCAUGUUCUAUUAAACCACUAUUAAACGAAACCUAAAUUCCCACUUUAUUUCUUUCAAGGUUAACCAAGAUCUGUAUUAUAUCAAGAUAAUGUGUAAAAUAAAACAAAAAUGCAUCUUUCCCACUGGAUGAGGCUGAAAUUAAUGACAAGUAAAACCAGAGAAUAAAGAUCGCAUAAUUUUCUUACUUCUCCCUACCUUGUAAGCUACUGAAGAGGACCAUUUGGGCAGAUUAAAUAUAUGUUAAAACUUGAGAUAGAAAUUUUGGUCUGUAUUUUUCUAAAACACGGGAUCAAACUCACAGUAUCACACUGCUGUCACAUGAUGUUUCCUGAUAUUUUUCCCAUUUGCAGAGCAUGACGCAUCCAAUCUGUGGGCCACCAGUUUAAUACCCCUGCUCUACAAAAUAAAUUCCAAGUCAGGAUCAGUUUCCAAGAAGAAUUAACAGGUAGUCCUUGUUUAGCAAUCAUUCACAAUUAAGACAGUGAUGAAAAAAAUGAGCUUAUGACCAAUCCUCUGUUAUUCCUGCACAGCUCUGCAGGUCUGUGAAGUGAAGUAAAGUUGAAGUAGUAUCAUUAACCACAGUUAUGGUUUCACUUAACAAUCGCAUUAACGACCAAGUGGCUGGUUCCAACUGUGAUCACUGAGUGUGCAUUCUUCCAAAACAGGAAUAUGUACUAAAGUUUGGUGACCUGUUCAUCAUUGCAUACACAUGAGCAAAUGUUGAAUGGCACAAGGCUGCCUCUGUAGGAAAUCUGAGCCUCACACAUCAACGGGGCAUUUCUAUCAGAAGUUAAAAGGUAAACAGGAUGCUACUGGGUUCUGGAUCUGACUGAGGAGCAGAUUGAGUCUUGCAAGCUGCAACAGUUUUUCGUGCCCCACUAGCCUUUGAGCCAGCCUACAGCUCCCUUGGGUAGCUGAGUGGCUGGGUUUGGAGAAGGUCAAAAACCCACGAAGACCAUGUAUGGAGGGAGAAAGCAAACCCAAAGCUUGUGGGGACCCCAAAGUGGUGCCUCACUUAAUGACUAUGAUAACUUACAACUAUAAUGGGCAGACUCCGUUAUCAUCAUAACUUGAGGACUACCUGUAAUAGUAGAAGGUAAAGUGCUUCAGAAUUCAAACAAACAAGUACCUGUCACAUGACAUCCCAGACUUAACAACAUUUGAUAAGACAAAAUAGUCUUAUCAAGAAGACAGCAAAACAGGAAAGAAAGAACUGGAGAAAAUUAUAAAAUAUAAAGACCUCAAAUAGAAGCAGUACAACUGUGGGAAAAGAAAGCAAAGAUAUUAUCAAUAGUAAUAGCAACUUGAGCACAGUCCCAAUGUCUGAAGCACUACCAUUGGCAUUGACAAAAUCACCGUCAAUUGCAAAAGGCAGCUGUUUUUACAACAGUUUACAUCCUGCAACAAUACUUUUAAUACCAUCAAAUAAUACCUGCCUUUCCCAAAUCCUUGGGAAGGACUCAAGAGGUGGAUAAAAAUGUCAAAUCCAGUCUAAACAUCUGACUGUGUGACCAACCGUAAUACUAAUACACAUACACUACACUGAUCUAUUACAACAUCCUAGGUUCUUGGGGA